Sinocyclocheilus anshuiensis is the source of this 819-nucleotide messenger RNA. Its product is annotated as dual specificity protein phosphatase 26-like. Gene Ontology annotation, cellular component: cytoplasm. Lineage: Eukaryota; Metazoa; Chordata; Actinopteri; Cypriniformes; Cyprinidae. Bases 143 to 739 code for a protein of 198 amino acids. Gene Ontology annotation, molecular function: MAP kinase phosphatase activity; protein tyrosine/serine/threonine phosphatase activity. The transcript has 3 exons. Gene Ontology annotation, biological process: negative regulation of MAPK cascade; protein dephosphorylation. The record is from RefSeq and is a predicted model, not a curated record.
CAGGGCUUUUAUUCAUGCAGACUAUGAAUUGGCAGUCUGAAUAACUUUAACAGGCGUGUAUCGACCUGAUAUUGUGUCGUGCACUUAAAUAAAUCGAAACAACUUCCUGGGGUUAGUAUUAACAAAAAGCAGUGGACACUAAAUGCCCAUUUACAACUUAAAAAUGUCUUACAGGUCUAAAUAUUCAGACGGUACCUCACGUUCAACUCAAGCGGUGGUUGACUUCACCUCUCCCGGUUUAGCGGUGAUGGAGGCUGAACGUCUUCUGGUCUCUGGAAGAGCCGUCAACACUAACGCGGAUGAAGUCUGGCCCAGUCUGUACAUCGGCAACAUGGAUAUAGCUGAAAACUGUGCAGAGAUGAGAAGGCGUCGCUUCACUCAUGUCCUGAACUGCGCCCACAGCUCCAGACGUGGCGGCGAGAUCUAUGAUGGCAUGGGCAUCACAUACAUGGGCAUAGAUGCACACGAUUCCCCCACGUAUGACAUGAGUGCCAACUUUAACAGAGCUGCUGAAUUUAUACAUACAGCGCUGAAAGGGGGAGGCAAAAUCCUGGUUCACUGUCAUGUUGGAGUGAGUCGAUCAGCCACUAUAGUUUUGGCAUAUCUGAUGCUGAAACACAACAUGACGCUGGUGGAGGCGAUCCAGAAGGUAAAAGAGGGAAGAGGCGUCUUUCCCAACCGAGGCUUCCUCAGACAACUCAUUGACCUUCAUAUUAAAUUAUAUGGCUACAGAAACUAGACACACAACAGCCAUGAGAGACAAUGAAAAUUGAGCGGACAGGAGAAAUAUGGAUCAAUGUGGAUUUUAAUAUUUUUGGA